AUGCAGCGCUCGGCGCCGGCACCGGAACAGAGGCUGGGCCUCCCCACCUUAGUGGCCUCCGGCUCCGGCCCGCGAUCGGCUGGGGCUGGCCUGGGGCGGGGGCUCGAGCUAGGACUCCCCGGGCGGCCUGCCCCGCCCCGCGGCCUCCGCCCAGCUGGGGACGGGGGCGUGGUUUCCAGCGGGGCUGGAGGGACAGGAUUGAUGCGCAUGCGAACUGGUGCCGAGCACCGAAGCCACCCGGGCGUGAGGUGGCUGCGGAGUUCUCGUUGGAAAGUAGGAGAGAAUUUGGGGGCCCGCGCGGCUCAGCCCGACCCCCGACCGCUUGAUCGGGCCCGUGUUCUCUCGUCCCUUCCUCCCGACAUCUCCAGGAAUCCCCCAGGGCCCAGCUGA
Messenger RNA from Rangifer tarandus platyrhynchus (Svalbard reindeer), 390 nucleotides. The record is from the annotation of a GenBank genome assembly. NCBI's taxonomy places the organism in Eukaryota, Metazoa, Chordata, Mammalia, Artiodactyla, Cervidae.